AUGAAGACCGCAAGCCUGACAACCCUCCUCGCCUCGGCCGUCGCCGUCUCGGCACACCGUCCAAUCCUGGUGGCCAAGACGACCAACACCACGCUGCCCACGACCACGGUCGCCGGUGUCGAGGUCGUCGACACCCAGAUCGUGCGCGAUGCGCGUGCGCUGAUCUCGACCAUGGAGCCGUACCUCUACCGCCACCAGAUGCGCUCGUGGCUGUUCGGAGUCGCCACCAUCAACAACAACGCGACGCUCAAGGCCCUCAUCGACCUCGAGGUCCACGCUCUCGGUACCCUUAUCCACGACCUGGGAUGGGACAUGACGCCCAACUCGACGUGGGUCACCAGCGACAAGCGCUUCGAAAUCGACGGCGCCAUCGGCUCCCGCAAGUUCAUCACCAGCCACCCCAACGCCGACCAGUGGGACCUGAACCGCCAGCAGCUGGUGUGGGACGCCAUCUCGCUGCACGGCACGACCAGCAUCAGCGAGUAUAAGCAGGAGGACGUGCGGACCAUCGUGCGCAGCAUCGGCAUGGACUACGAGGGCGAACACCCGGGGAUCCCCGCCGACAUCAACGCCGAGAUCCUCGCCGAGUUCCCCACCGACGGCUUCCUCCAGGGCACCGACGACACCUUCAUCUGGUUCUGCACCAGCAAGCCCAAUGCUACGUACGACACCUGGGUCCAGCCGUGGGGCGAGGCCUUCGUCCCGGGCUACAGCGCCGUUGGGCAUCGGUUGUUCGACCGCGUCCACCCGCCUAACACUACUACCACCAGCUAG
Messenger RNA from Anthostomella pinea, 774 nucleotides. The record is from the annotation of a GenBank genome assembly. Lineage: Eukaryota; Fungi; Ascomycota; Sordariomycetes; Xylariales; Xylariaceae.